This is a messenger RNA of Trichosurus vulpecula (common brushtail), 5508 nucleotides long. RefSeq names its product ubiquitination factor E4B (gene UBE4B). Gene Ontology annotation, cellular component: ubiquitin ligase complex; nucleus; cytoplasm. Gene Ontology annotation, molecular function: ubiquitin-ubiquitin ligase activity. Gene Ontology annotation, biological process: protein polyubiquitination. The record is from RefSeq and is a predicted model, not a curated record. The transcript has 29 exons. Lineage: Eukaryota; Metazoa; Chordata; Mammalia; Diprotodontia; Phalangeridae. Bases 82 to 4149 code for a protein of 1355 amino acids.
CGGCCGGCCCGUGCAGCGAGCCCCGCGGCCCCGGCCCCCACGCCCCUCGCCCCGACGCCCUUCACCAUUAAGAGGAAAGCGAUGGAGGAGCUGAGCGCUGACGAGAUCCGACGGAGGCGCCUUGCUCGACUUGCUGGUGGACAGACUUCACAGCCCUCUACCCCACUUACCUCUCCACAGAGAGAAAACCCACCAGGCCCUCCUGUAGCAGCACCAGCCCCAGGCCCUUCCCAUAAUCUUGGUCUAAAUGUCCACAACAUGACCCCAGCUACCUCCCCAAUAGGUGCAUCAGGAGUCACGCAUCGAAGCCAGAGCAGUGAAGGAGUCAGUUCGCUCAGCAGCUCACCGUCUAAUAGCCUUGAAACGCAGUCACAGUCUCUCUCACGGUCCCAGAGCAUGGAUAUCGACAGUGUCUCCUGUGAGAAAAGCAUGUCCCAGGUGGAUGUAGAUUCAGGAAUUGAAAAUAUGGAGGUUGAUGAAAAUGAUCGCAGAGAAAAAAGGACCCUCUCUGAUAAGGAACUGUCAUCGGGUUCUGAGGUAUCAGAAGAACAGGCCUUACAGCUGGUCUGUAAGAUCUUUCGUGUCUCUUGGAAAGACCGGGACAGAGAUGUCAUCUUUUUGACUUCGCUUUCUGCACAAUUUAAGCAGAAUCCAAAAGAAGUGUUCUCAGAUUUUAAGGAUUUGAUUGGCCAGAUUUUAAUGGAAGUGCUAAUGAUGUCCACUCAAACUAGAGAUGAGAAUCCUUUUGCCAGUCUGACUGCGACUUCCCAGCCGAUUGCAACUGCAGCUCGGUCACCGGACAGAAACCUGAUGCUUAGUACAGGAUCCAAUCCAGGAACGAGCCCCAUGUUCUGUAAUGUGGCUUCCUUCAAUGCCAGCUCACUGUCCAGCCUCUAUGACACUAGCCCAACUCCCAAUACCCCUUUCUCAAGCUAUGUGCCAGUGACGAGUUCCUCCUGUGCCUCACCUUCCAAUGCAACCGCUCCGAUAUCUGUGCCUUCCAUUUCGCUCAGUCCUCAUAUUCCAGGAGAAAGUCCUGCAGGAAGCCAGGCUUCGUCUCCGAGGUAUCGCCCUUACACUGUGGCCCCUCCCUGGGGCUUCUCGACUUCUCCCACCCCGCGGUCCUCGAGCCUCUCUGCUUUGUCUAGCUCACCAAACCCGCCUGCCCUGUCGACCAGCCCUUCCAGACAAAGAUCCACAGCCAUGGGCCCACCCUUGUUUCCUGCUUCUCCAGGUCCCAUGAGCAGGCGUCCCUCUACCCUAAGGAUUCCUUCUAGUACGUACGACCAUCCUUUCUCCUUCCUCUUCCUCGCACUUUCUGAUAUGUCUGGGGACAGUAGCGAUGAAGAAAAUGAAGAUGAUGAUGGUGAUGAUGAGGAUGAGGAUGAAGGUGGUGGUGGUGAUGAUGAUUUUGCUUGUAUCCAGUUUGGGUCCAGUUUGGGAGCCUCUGGUGGGGCGAGUGCUUCUGAUUCCUGCAGCGACCAUUUCACCAUUGAAACGUGCAAGGAGACAGACAUGCUGAACUACCUCAUCGAAUGUUUUGACAGAGUUGGAAUAGAGGAAAGAAAAGCACCAAAGAUGUGCAGCCAACCGGCGGUCAGCCAGUUACUGAGCAACAUCCGCUCACAGUGCAUAUCCCAUGCUGCGUUAGUGUUACAGGGCUCAUUAACGCAACCAAGGUCCAUGCAGCAGCAGUCUCUCUUGGUACCCUAUAUGCUGUGUAGGAACCUCCCAUUUGGUUUCAUCCAAGAGCUGGUGAGAACAACCCACCAGGAUGAAGAAGUGUUCAAACAGAUCUUUAUCCCUAUUUUACAAGGUUUGGCUCUUGCUGCCAAAGAGUGCUCCCUUGAUAGUGACUACUUUAAAUACCCCCUUAUGGCAUUAGGUGAACUCUGUGAAAUUAAGUUUGGGAAAACCCAUCCCAUUUGUAGUUUGGUCGCCUCUUUGCCUUUGUGGCUGCCGAAGUCCUUAAGCCCGGGUUCUGGGCGGGAGUUGCAAAGACUCUCUUAUUUGGGGGCCUUCUUCAGUCUCUCCGUCUUUGCCGAAGACGAUGCAAAGGUGGUUGAAAAGUAUUUCUCAGGGCCUGCCAUUACCCUAGAGAACACCCGAGUGGUCAGCCAGUCACUACAACAUUAUUUGGAAUCAGCCAGACAAGAAUUGUUCAAGAUUCUACAUAGUAUUUUGCUGAAUGGUGAAACUCGUGAGGCAGCUCUCAGUUACAUGGCAGCUAUUGUCAAUGCCAACAUGAAGAAGGCACAGAUGCAGACAGAUGACCGGUUGGUGUCUACGGAUGGAUUUAUGCUGAAUUUCCUUUGGGUGCUGCAGCAGUUAAGCACAAAGAUCAAGCUGGAAACAAUAGAUCCCACCUAUAUAUUCCAUCCACGGUGUCGUAUCGUUCUUCCAAGUGAUGAGACACGAGUGAAAGCAACAAUGGAGGAGGUUACGAGUUGGAUGACUGAACUUUAUGGAGAUCAGUCUCCAUUUUCUGAGCCGAAAUUCCCUACAGAAUGCUUCUUCCUUACGCUGCAUGCCCACCACCUCUCUAUUUUGCCAAGCUGUCGUCGAUAUAUACGCAGACUCCGGGCCAUCAGGGAGCUUAACAGAACUGUGGAAGAUCUUAAAAACAACGAAAAUCAAUGGAAAGAUUCCCCACUGGCAACCAGACAUCGGGAAAUGUUGAAACGUUGCAAAACUCAGCUCAAGAAGUUGGUGCGAUGCAAAGCCUGCGCCGAUGCAGGUUUGCUGGACGAAAACUUCCUGCGCAGAUGUCUGAAUUUCUAUGGCAUCGUAAUCCAGCUGCUGCUGCGCAUCCUUGACCCUGCCUAUCCUCAUAUCACACUGCCUUUAAAUCCAGAUGUCCCUAAGGUGUUUGCAGCAUUGCCUGAGUUUUACGUGGAAGAUGUUGCUGAAUUUUUAUUUUUUAUUGUACAAUACUCACCUCAGGUGCUGUAUGAGCCCUGUACUCAGGAUAUCGCCAUGUUCCUUGUUGUGAUGCUCUGCAACCAGAACUAUAUCCGGAAUCCAUACUUGGUGGCCAAAUUGGUGGAGGUCAUGUUCAUGACCAACCCUUCUGUCCAGCCGCGGACCCAGAAGUUCUUUGAAAUGAUAGAGAACCACCCUCUUUCCACCAAGCUGCUAGUCCCCUCACUGAUGAAGUUUUAUACAGAUGUUGAGCACACUGGAGCCACCAGCGAGUUCUAUGACAAAUUCACAAUCCGAUACCAUAUCAGCACCAUUUUUAAAAGUCUCUGGCAAAACAUAGCCCACCAUGGCACCUUUAUGGAAGAGUUCAAUUCUGGGAAGCAGUUUGUUCGGUACAUAAACAUGCUGAUAAAUGACACAACAUUUUUAUUGGAUGAGAGUCUGGAGUCCUUGAAGCGGAUCCAUGAAGUGCAAGAAGAAAUGAGGAACAAGGAGCAGUGGGACCUGCUGCCCCGGGACCAGCAGCAGGCUCGUCAGUCUCAGCUCGCUCAGGACGAGCGUGUGUCUCGCUCAUAUCUUGCACUAGCAACAGAAACAGUGGAUAUGUUUCAUAUUCUCACCAAGCAAGUCCAGAAGCCUUUCCUCAGACCUGAACUUGGACCACGCUUGGCUGCUAUGCUGAAUUUUAAUCUUCAGCAACUCUGUGGCCCCAAGUGCCGUGACCUGAAAGUGGAAAACCCUGAGAAAUAUGGGUUUGAACCAAAGAAGCUCUUGGACCAAUUGACGGAUAUUUACUUGCAGCUAGACUGUGCCCGCUUUGCUAAGGCUAUUGCAGAUGACCAGAGAUCAUAUAGCAAGGAACUAUUUGAAGAGGUGAUUUUGAAGAUGCGCAAAGCAGGAAUAAAGUCCACAAUAGCAAUAGAGAAGUUUAAGCUGCUGGCAGAGAAGGUGGAGGAAAUAGUAGCCAAGAAUGCCCGGGCCGAAAUUGAUUACAGUGAUGCUCCAGAUGAAUUCAGAGACCCGUUAAUGGACACCCUAAUGACUGAUCCUGUGAGGUUGCCCUCUGGCACCAUCAUGGACCGCUCAAUCAUUCUUCGGCACCUGCUGAAUUCACCCACCGACCCCUUCAAUCGACAGAUGCUGACAGAGAGCAUGCUGGAGCCAGUGCCAGAAUUGAAAGAACAAAUCCAAGCCUGGAUGAGAGAGAAACAGAACACUGAUCAUUAGGCUGCCCUGCUUCCCCCAGCUUGAAAUAGCCAGGCCUCUUGAGGCAAGCAGGAGCAACCUUGGCAGCAGUGAUGCUGGUUAAUCAUUGAAGGAUGGAGGUGGCAGAGGAUGCAGAGGACCCACCAGCAGUGACUUAAAGCAGAGAGCUGGAAGGACAUCAGUGAGAGGAAACGCCUAAUUCUUGUACAUAUAUUUAAGUGAUAAAAGAUGGUCAAUAGCUUGGGGGACAUAUUAAGAGGUUGCUCAUGUUGCAAAACAUGUCCUUCAGUGUCACAAUUGGGGUUUUUGCAGCUGUAACAUUUUAGCAAUGACAAAUGGAUCUGGGCAGCAUCCCUUCAACUUUAUUUUUUACGAACAGAUAUCCGUUGAUUUGAUUGUGAUUAGAACUUUGAACAUUUUGCUGCUAAAGAAUCUUAUUUUCUCCUCCCUGCCCCCACUUGCACUGCUGUUUGGUUCUUUUCCUUUUUUUUUUUUAAGUGAUGCAAAAAAAAAAAAAAAAAUGAGAAAAUAAACUCCUUUUUCCCCUGGCCCUCUAAACACAUAUAUUCUAUGAAAUAACUGUGCCUGCAACAAAGUGUUAAUCCUGGGAUCGUAUUUUUAUAUCAUAUUCACAUAUUUGGGUUUGUUUUGUUUUUUUUUAAUUGGUGUUAGGUGACACGUGAUUUUUUAAAAAAGGGCAAAAUAUUUUCAGGAUUUGGAUUUUUUUUUUCUUUUGAAAUGUCCCUUUAAAAAUUUUUUUUUUUAUCGUGAACUAAAUGAAGAGAAUCUUGUUGCUCUGGUCCUUUUUAACAAGCCCUGAACUAGGAAUCUAAGAAAACAGCUGCAGAAAAGGAGGUGUUUGAGUGUAUCAGGACUUAAGUAACAUAUUGUUGGGGUUUGGGAUUUUUUUUUUGGUUGGUUUUUUUUUUUUUUAUUUCAAAACUGGUGAUGUACUAUGCUAAGGGACAGUUCUAAAUCUUUCCUAUUUACCUCCAGGAGGGUAAAUAAAUUCCUCAACUCUUGAAUUUGCGAGUUUGGGAGCAGGGGUCAUUUUUAUGUUGAAAACUAGUUUCUGUCCAUGGCUUGGCCUUACCAAAGCAGAAAGAGUGUGGGAAAUGUUAAAAGCAUGUUUUUCUAAACAGCAACACAUGCAAGAAGAUUUUGUAUUACUGCCCCUGCAUACAAUACUUGAAUUCUUGAAUUUCCUUUGGGGGGAAAAAGGAUUUUGAAACCACGAAGUGUUUUAAAGAAAUUAAGCCUGUUUAAAAAAUUUUGUUUUUCUUUUCCUAUUUCUUUUUUUUCUCCACUGACAGUGUCCUCUGUUCAAUUCCUGACUCUUGAACUACAAUAAAUGGUGAUCUACAUUCACAAGGAACCUUC